AUGGCAUACAGAGAAGAGCAAAAUCAAACUGUCUCUGAAUUCAUACUCUUAGGAUUUGGGGAUCUCCCUAAAUUACAGAUUCUUCUCUUCCUACUGUUUUUAGUGAUCUACUUGGCAACCAUGGCCGGGAAUCUCCUAAUUGUUUUUUUAGUCAUCACUGAUAGACACCUUCACACUCCCAUGUACUUCUUCCUAGGAAAUCUGUCCUUCCUAGAAUCUUGCUACAGCUCCACCAUCCUACCUAAGAUGUUGUCUGCACUCCUGACCAGUGAAAGAAGUAUAUCUGUGAAAGCCUGUUUGAUUCAAUUUUUUAUCUUUUCCUGCUUGGGAGGUUCUGAAUGCUAUCUUCUUUCUGUGAUGUCCUAUGACAGGUACUUAGCCAUAUGUAAACCAUUGCAUUAUUCCACCCUCAUGAACGGUAGGUUGUGCCUACAGUUGGCAGCUGGAUCUUGGGUAAGCGGACUCUUAGUUGGCACAAGUAUAACCGUCAGAGUGUCACGGUUAUCUUUCUGUGGCCCCAAUGUAAUUGAUCAUUACUUCUGUGAUGUCAUUCCUGACAUAAAACAAAUAUCUUGCAGUGAUACGCAUCUAGUGGAGCUAUCGGCCUUCAUAUUUGCCUGCAUUUUCACUCUGCCUCCUUUCCUCUUGACAAUGUCUUCCUAUGUUUUCAUCAUAGUCAUAAUCCUCAGAAUCCCUUCUGCCACUGGAAGGCAAAAGGCCUUCUCCACCUGUUCCUCUCACCUCACAGUGGUUGGCCUAUUUUAUGGAACUCUGAUGCUUGUCUAUAUGCUUCCACGGUCCAGGAAUCUCAGAUAUAUGAAAAAAAUAUUCUCUCUCUUCUACACUGUUCUGACUCCUAUGGUAAACCCCCUAAUAUACAGCUUGAGGAACAAAGAAGUGAAGGCAGCUUCAUGGAAAGCUGUCAGGAAGUUCAAGUUCUAUACAACACUUCAAAAGCCCAGUUUUUAA
Hemicordylus capensis (graceful crag lizard) is the source of this 969-nucleotide messenger RNA. Its product is annotated as olfactory receptor 10A7-like. Lineage: Eukaryota; Metazoa; Chordata; Lepidosauria; Squamata; Cordylidae. The transcript has a single exon. The coding region runs from base 1 to 969 and encodes 322 amino acids. Gene Ontology annotation, cellular component: membrane. Gene Ontology annotation, molecular function: G protein-coupled receptor activity; olfactory receptor activity. Gene Ontology annotation, biological process: G protein-coupled receptor signaling pathway. The record is from RefSeq and is a predicted model, not a curated record.